Molecule: messenger RNA, 2453 nt
Organism: Sphaeramia orbicularis (orbiculate cardinalfish)
Lineage: Eukaryota; Metazoa; Chordata; Actinopteri; Kurtiformes; Apogonidae
Product: cyclin-Y-like protein 1
Exons: 10
Coding region: 873-1898 (341 amino acids)
Biological process (GO): regulation of cyclin-dependent protein serine/threonine kinase activity
Molecular function (GO): protein kinase binding
Source: RefSeq, a predicted model, not a curated record
AGUCACCUCUGAACUACGCCGCUUCGCUCGGCUUUGACAUCCAAGACGUGUCUCCUGCAAAUGCGAUGAGAUGCAAGCUAACACUGGACAUCUCUUCCAAAUUCCAACCCUGCAACGUUUCCGCAUCUUUAGCUACAUCUAGAGGGCUCCGUUUAGCUAAGUGGCGUGUUAGCUAGGCAGAGAAGCCGUGUUUUUUUCUGCGGCGGAGGCUUGAACCGCAGUGGAAAUGGAUUGAUCCACGCCGCUGAACGAGCCAAGAAUGGAUUGAGGUGCGGAAGCUAGCGCUAGCGGCUAGCUAUGGAGGAAGACAGAGAAGCCCGUGACUUUGUAUUGAUCACCCUCUUAGCUGUGAAAUGAGUUGAAAUGAGUUAUUUCUAAUCCAAAACUAUCCUGUCCACGCAUGUAAAUCUUCUAGAAGUGCGCCGGUGCUAAGCUGCGCACACGCCCCGAAUAUGUCAGCUGUCCUGCACAAGCCGCAGAUACCCGGUUGGCUGUCAUUGCAUGGAUUACAUCCUACUCAGAGGCUAGAAUUUACACUCUGCAACCACACAACACGGGUCUGUUACUUAAAAAAUCCAAAUCACACUCAAACAACCAAAUGAAACCCCUCCCCUGUUUUCUGCUGAGGAAUUAUUGUAUGUAUAUGUAACACAUUUGAAGCAUGUCUUCCUGAAUAGAGUCAAUUUAGAGCCAAGUUUAGUCUUUUUCCAUUUUUUUCUUACUGAAAGCACAUUUUUUUGCACUGAAAGAAAAUUAAACCAAGUGAAGGUUGAGGAUACUCCACAUCCCAGUGUAAAUAGCAUUAUUGUGAGUCUGAGUAGUUGGUGGUCCACACUUAGUUGUAUGGGAAACAGGACUGCUGGAGGUCAACAAUGGGAGGUUCUGUGUCAUGCUGCAUCUCUCCCAGAGAGAGUCCCAAGAUCCACAGGAGGGAGGUGGAGCUGGAAGAGUGUCCCAUCACCACCACCGAGGACGUGAGCGAAGACACAGGGACCUACCUGCAGCACAUCAGCGACAGGGAGCUCCCCGAUGAGCUAGCCCAGGAGGCAAACCCCUCAGACCACCCCAGAGCCAGCACCCUGUUCCUCAACAAGUCCCAAACAGAUGUGCGUGAAAAGAGAAAAAGCAACUACUUGAAUCAUAUGUCCCCAGGGCUUCUGACAAAAAAAUACAGCUCCUGCUCGACAAUAUUCAUUGAUGACAGCACAGUCAGCCAGCCCAACCUCAAGAGCACGAUCAAGUGCGUCGCAUUGGCCAUAUAUUAUCACAUUAAAAACAGAGACUCAAAUCGCUCGCUGGAUAUAUUUGAUGAGAAGAAACACCCCCUAUCACGUGAGAAGGUUCCUGAUGACUACUCAGUGGUGGAUCCAGAACACAAGCUGAUCUACCGCUUCAUACGAACACUGUUCAGCUCGGCACAGCUCACAGCUGAAUGCGCCAUUGUCACUCUGGUGUACCUGGAAAGGCUGCUGACGUAUGCUGAGAUGGACAUCUGUCCCUGUAACUGGAAGCGGAUUGUUCUCGGGGCCAUCCUGCUGGCCUCCAAGGUCUGGGAUGACCAGGCUGUGUGGAAUGUCGACUACUGCCAGAUCCUCAAAGACAUCACCGUGGAGGACAUGAAUGAGAUGGAACGUCACUUCCUGGAGCUGCUCCAGUUCAACAUCAAUGUCCCAGCCAGCGUCUACGCAAAGUACUACUUUGACCUGCGCUCGCUGGCGGACGACAAUAACCUCAGCUUCCCCUUGGAGCCGCUGAGCAACAAGCGCGCCCAAAAACUAGAGGCCAUCUCCAGGCUCUGUGAGGACAAGUACAAGGACCUGAGCAAAUCAGCCAUGAGGAGGUCCGUCAGCGCAGACAACCUGGUCGGGGUCAAGAACGCCCAGGCCGUACUGUCUUAACUCUGGGACAACGGAGGGGGGGAGCUGGACAAGAGAUUUUUUUUUUCCAAAAUAGAUUAUGUUAAUAUCAGUGAAAAAAAGAGAAAAAAGUGCUGUUACAUACUGUUAAAUGUUGACUUUGGGAAAUAUCAAGGAACAAGAAAUUUAACAUACAUCUUUAAAAAAUAAUAAUGAAUCCAUUCUCCAUGUUCAUUAUUAAUGGACUUCGAUCUGCCUUUUAAGCAUGUUAAGACAUAUUUUGUCUUUUUUUAAUUUCUAAUGGUGGAUGUCUUUGAAAGGUUACAACUCAGCAUGAAAAUGCUUCCUGAAGCCACACAAGUUGUCUCGGGGGUCCAUAUCUGUGGCGCCGGCCUUCGUUCCUUCUCACCCUCCUUCAUUCAGAAGAUGACAAACUGUCUCGAACUACCCUGUGGUGUAGUUCUGCACACGGACAAAGAGUAGACUUUGUUUUGCUUACUAUGUAGGCCUCUAUAGCUGUGAAAUGUAUAAGACUUUAUUUAAUUUCAAAUAAAUUUCAGUCGCUGUUUGAAAGUGGAGACUGCGUAGGUGGGAAAA